ACAUCAAACACGUAGCCGACAAGUCCAAUUUCGUCGCUUUAUUGGAAAGAAUCUCGAUUAUUCACUUCAUUUCUCAAAUAUGCAAAGCAUGAAGAAAUCUAUACUGAGUCAUGUGAAUUUGAGAAGGUCAACUGAAAGAUGGUUUUUGGCCAAGGAUAAUAAUGUGCUUAUGUGCUUGAGAUGCUGGUGCUCUUCAACCGGUGCCAACUCUGAUCCAAUUCUGGACCAAGUAAUCAUCCUGGUCAAGAAGUAUGACAAAAUUGAUGCAGCAAAGGUUACCGAAACAGCUGAUUUUCAAAAGGACUUGAGACUGGACAACUUGGAUAGAGUUGAGCUUAUUAUGGCUCUUGAACAGGAAUUUUCCCUAGAAAUUCCUGACGAGAAAGCGGAUAAGCUUACUUGCUGCAAGGAUGUUGCAAAAUAUAUAGCCGCUGAAGCUGACCAAAAAACUUUAGGUGCGGAUGCCAUUCCGAAUGGAAGAGAGCUUAAACAGUCCAUUGUUGUUUUUUUUACAUGACGAGUUGGUCUGCAAAGUGAUCCCUUUGGAAUUUUAUGAACUUUAACCCUGCAUAUUUUUUCCAAGU
This is a messenger RNA of Lathyrus oleraceus (garden pea), 584 nucleotides long. Its product is annotated as acyl carrier protein 3, mitochondrial-like. The record is from RefSeq and is a predicted model, not a curated record. Gene Ontology annotation, biological process: fatty acid biosynthetic process. Lineage: Eukaryota; Viridiplantae; Streptophyta; Magnoliopsida; Fabales; Fabaceae. The coding region runs from base 80 to 517 and encodes 145 amino acids. The transcript has a single exon. Gene Ontology annotation, molecular function: acyl binding; acyl carrier activity. Gene Ontology annotation, cellular component: mitochondrion.